CGUCAGUCGCUCGAUAACAGUAGUUCAACUGCAUGUAUGGUAUAAAAAAGAGCAUAUACACAUUUCACAGUUGAUACGACGUUUGAUAUAUUUCCACGUAUUUCGAAACAACUGGACAAGGAGACGACGAAGAGGAAGAAACGGAAGAGAAAGACAAUAAAGAGGAAAAACUUGGAAGAAGAAGUGGACAAAGAAGAAGAAGGAAAAGAAGAAGAAGUGGGAGGAGGAAAUAUAGGAGAAUCGACAAAGUACUGUUAAACAUGUGUAUCUGGUUCCCCUUACCGAUACACGGACAUGAAUUCAAAAUUAAGUGAAACAUGUGAAAAGAACAAGAUUGCAGUGCAUGAUCGUGAUUGGCAAGACUACUAAAUCCAUCUUACCUGCAACAAUCGUUUAACAGAUAAAAAUGGUUUUGCUCUUAUUUACAUCGAUAUUCCUCGGAUUUAUCGCGUUCCUUGUUUGCCUGUGGGUCAUUUGGCGUCCGAGAAACCUUCCCCCGGGGCCAUGGGCGCUGCCUUUGAUUGGAUACCGAUUCAAAGUGGGCCUGAUUCAUGAAACAUACGUGGAACUGGCAAAGAAAUAUGGACCGAUUUUCAGUGUACGACGAGGCCCGCUUCUCUUCGUGGUCUUGAAUAAUAAGGAGAGUGUAAAACAGGCACUGGUGAAGUCAGGAGUGUUCUUCUCAAAUCGAUUCGUACCAGGACCCAUCAAUUGGACCAUACCAGAUGCUAAAAAAGAAGCUUCAAUUGCUUGGGCUGAUGGACAGAAAGGGGAUGACCUACGAAAAUUUUCCGUUUCUGCUCUUCGCUCCUUCGGUUUUGAUAAAAAGAGUCUUGUUCCUCAUAUCAAUCUGGAGGCCCGUUGUCUGGCGGAAGAAAUCAGGAGUCAUCGUGGUCAGCCAUUCGAUCCUUCAGAUCUCUUAAACAAAGCAAGUGGUAACCUAAUGAUGCAACUUAUCUUUGGUCGUCGAUAUGGCUACGAAGACGUCGAUUUCAUUGGAAUUCUUCGCGUGAUGAAGGACAUUUUUGUUUUCAUCGCCGACAAUGACCCUGUAAAUGUGUUCGAACCGCUCAUUCAUACCCCGUGGUAUAAACCCUACCGCGAAAUGUUUUACAAGGAAAUGGAUUUUGCUCGGAAUCAUAUCAUCGCUCACCGGGAAACUUUCCAAAAAGAUGCCAUCAGGGAUUUUGUAGAUGCGUUGCUAGCAGACGACAUCUCCAACAACUACACCUUGGAUGAUAUGGCGAGGAUUGUGCUGGACCUUUUAACCGCUGGUACAGAUACUACGGCGGUGACUACUUCUUGGGGGAUACUUUAUCUAGCAUCGCAUCCUGAUGUACAAAAGAAGGUGCAAGAGGAGUUGGACGCAAUUAUCGGGCAUGGCCGCCAACCAAAUAUUGAUGACCGCGCCAAUCUUCCAUACUGUGACGCAACUCUGAUGGAGAUCAUGCGAAUCCGCCCAGUUGGGCCGAUCGCCCUGCCGCACAUGACGUCAGCAGAUGUUACUCUUGGAUCUUACAACAUUCCUAAGGGGACCAUCGUUAUCCCUAACCUGUGGGCUGUCCAUCAUGAUCCUAAAGACUGGUGUGAUCCACAUGUAUUCAACCCUGAUAGAUUUCUGAGUGCCGAUGGUCAGACGGUCGUCAAGAAUGAGGCUUGGAUGCCAUUCAGCACAGGUCGCCGUGAAUGUCUUGGUAGUCAGCUUGCUAAGAUGGAGACAUUUCUACUCUUCACCAACCUCUUCCAGCAGUUCGAAUUCAAACUUCCUCCUGAUCAACCAACCCACCAUAUGCGAGGACAGCCUGGAAUUACAAUGCCACCAGAAAGCUUUAAGAUCUGUGCCUCUGAACGAUGAAUGUAAUGGAUUUAUCAGAGACUCUUAAGUUUAGUUUAUGUUCAUCAGAGUUGUCCAAUUUGUAGAGAAAAUGUAUAUUAUCAGUGGUCUUUAACUUUGUUUUCUCGCUGGUAGAAAUUAAAUUGCGUCAGACGGUAAACAACCUGGACUUGCUGAAAAGCAGUUUCUUAUGACUGAAUGUAAGUUUUACUAUGAUUAAAUAAGUACAAUAUUAUACAAGAAGGCUACAAAAUAGAUUUGAUUUGGAGCGAUAAAUAAGAAAGACAUGCUAAUAAAUCAGAUUGCUAUAAAAUAUUUUAUCGAGCAAAAUAUAGGUAUGGAAGCUAGUAAAUUUGAGAAUAGUUUGUAUAAAGUAUUGAAGUGGGAAAUCAUUUUUAUAUCUUCCAGUCACAAAACGAAAACAAAAUCUAAACAUGAUUGUAUUAUACUUAUACUGAAAGAUAUUGAAAAACUUUUAAGACCUUUUUUACAGAUGACCCAGGUGACUGUUUUACGAAGGAACAAUUGUCACAUGAACAAUCAGAUUCUCCAUGAGUAACAUCCACGGGGAAAUAUUGACCCCCAAUAGAGCUCCUUGCAUAUCUGAGGGGAGGGGGAAUUAUUUAAACAUGGGAAAAUAAAUUUCGAUUGAAACACAUAAAAAGAAAAUAAAGAAAGAUGAAAUAACUACCACUGACCUGCAAGAUAUAUUUCAGAUUUUUUAUUUUAUGUUUACUAAACUCUGUACAAAGGGCGUCAAAUAAUUUUCAAAGCAAAUUAUGCUUUAUCGGUUUGAUGCCAGCAUAUUUACAAUACAUUACCAAUUUACCUGCUGUGUAGGCAGAAAGGUACAAGAUAUACAAAUCAUGUAAGAGAUAACAAAUGUGGAAAUACGAGAGAAAUACAUAAUUCAACGAAAGAACAAAACAGAAAAAUUGUAAAACUGAUAAGGGGUGUACAUGCACUUGAAGAGAGACUUUAAGUAAAUAGUAAUUAAUUAAUAUGUUAUAAAGCCUACUAAGGGUAAACAGUCACAAGAGGAUUUUGUGGAUUUGUAGGCAAGGCCAGGUAUGUAAAAAUAAAGUUUUUAUUUUGAAAUCAUGGAAUAAUAAAACCAUGUAUAACAUAGAUAAUUUAGGAAUAGAUGGUGUUUGGAGAAUAAUAAGUAUAAAUGAUUAAUAUACUUCAUUAUUUGGAAAUACAUACUCAGAGAAUAUUUAGCGAAGUUAUAUGAACGGUUUAUUGAAAAAACGAGUGUACCCAUGUAAUUAUGUAUUAUAUAAUUAUAAUCAUGCAUUUGGCUUGUAUAUACCAAAACACCAGUACAAAAAUAGUCUAUAUCUGUUAAAGUUGAUGAGAUAUUUUGGGAUGAUAUACAUCAUUAUGAAGGAGCUCAUUCAUUAAGUAUGUAAUGGCUAAUUUACAUGGGAGUCAUGGAUUUCCAAGAAAAUAUAUAUGUUAAUAAUAAUAUUUACCACUUAGAGAUUCAUUUAACUUAUAUUUUGAAUAAAUUUUUAUAAUGUAUUUGACUCCAUUUAAUUUAAUUUUAUUAAUAUCUGUUUAAAUAAACCCCUCAAAACAAGUUUGGAAAUCUGUGUUUGGCCAUUAAUCUCUCCCAACUCCCAAUUCUACACAAUGCAUAUUUGACAUCAUUCAAAAGAUCAUUUAAUUCUCUUUUAAAUGAUACUAUGCUUGUUAUGAUCAUGCCAUCAUGGAAAGAGCAGGAUUCAAAAGUGUUGGAUGAGGUCUGAAUUGAAAAGCUGCAAAACGAGCAAAAAAAGUUUGGAAAUCUGAAUUUGGCCAUUAAUUUCUCCCAACUCCCAAUUUUACACAAUGCAUAUUUAAUAUCAUUCAAAAGAUCAUAUAAUUUUCUUUAAAAUGAUACCAUGCAUGUUAUGAUCAUACCAUCACGAAAAGAGCAUGAUUCAAAAGUGUUGGGUGAGGUCUGAAUUGAAAAGCUGCAAAACGAGCAGAAAUAGUGAUGAAAGGUCAAUACAGAACAUGAUUCUUUUGUCUGUGGCAAUAGAGAUGAAAAUCCAUU
Messenger RNA from Lytechinus pictus (painted urchin), 3875 nucleotides. RefSeq names its product cytochrome P450 2J2-like. Gene Ontology annotation, molecular function: iron ion binding; oxidoreductase activity, acting on paired donors, with incorporation or reduction of molecular oxygen, reduced flavin or flavoprotein as one donor, and incorporation of one atom of oxygen; heme binding. The record is from RefSeq and is a predicted model, not a curated record. Gene Ontology annotation, cellular component: intracellular membrane-bounded organelle; cytoplasm. The transcript is spliced from 4 exons. Lineage: Eukaryota; Metazoa; Echinodermata; Echinoidea; Temnopleuroida; Toxopneustidae. Gene Ontology annotation, biological process: xenobiotic metabolic process. Bases 407 to 1855 code for a protein of 482 amino acids.